AGCAACAACAAGAUGACGAUAUUUCACCUGCAUCGCUCUCACGAAGCUAAGCGGCAGAAGAUACGCGACAAGAUUAUCAAGGCUCACGCAGAGAUCGAAAAGUACCCUGAUGGCUUCCUGAAAGUUUGGCAGCUGUUGACGCUGAAAAUCGACGUUUCGCAGGUCUCUGUGAGCACGAAGGGUAUAAUCAAGUUCAGACCACGCUUCUUUUUGCCCUUGUCCUCACAGACUAUACGCACCUGUCUUUCAACGAAGCUUUCGAACAAAGCAGCCCUCGAUGAGGAAACGCCAAAGUGUCUGGGAUGCCCGGGCUCUCGAGUCAGCAUACUGUCGAUUACACGAUGCCCGUUCAUUCUUGAUCUCUGUCGAGAUAAAUUUGCGACUGCUGUACGGAGAGGCUUCUGCUUGGACAACCUGACCAUCCUUCGAGAGUGUGGUGCAACCAACAAGGGAAAGUGGAAGCAUCAGCCGGGCUUCGAGUUGAUUGACGAAAAGCUUUCCACUGAUCGCUGGCAGAUACUCCGCAUCUUAGAAGACGUCGAGCAUGAGGUACCCCAUGUUGUUUUCGAUAUUCGCCAGAACGUCGAUGUCGAUAAGGUGAAAUCGCUCACUGUGGGUGAGGUGAAGGCUAUCCUGAGAGUGAUGGCAGUCCGUAUGGAAUUGGAUUGCUACCGACAACAUCUGAUAAUGCCAAUCCUGGUUGUGUCGUACCUGAAUUCAACGCAGGGACGAAUCCUGCAAGCGCAUCAUAAUGGCAAACGAGUGGUCAUCCAGCAUACGAAAAUCCUCGAAUUUGAAGGACUCAAGCAUCGGCCAGUUGAACUCUUUCUCCGCUACUACGGCAGCCAGCCUAUAGGGGAAACCGUCAGUAUUUGAUAAGUGCUCAGGGAUUGCCUUGUGGAGGCGUGUGAGGCCAGUCACGCUUCACGUGCAGGGGACAGGAUAACCACUGGACUUGAAAGUAUA
This is a messenger RNA of Aspergillus ibericus CBS 121593, 966 nucleotides long. RefSeq lists its product as uncharacterized. The coding region runs from base 13 to 876 and encodes 287 amino acids. NCBI's taxonomy places the organism in Eukaryota, Fungi, Ascomycota, Eurotiomycetes, Eurotiales, Aspergillaceae. The record is from RefSeq and is a predicted model, not a curated record. The transcript is spliced from 3 exons.